Messenger RNA from Didymodactylos carnosus, 465 nucleotides. The record is from the annotation of a GenBank genome assembly. NCBI's taxonomy places the organism in Eukaryota, Metazoa, Rotifera, Eurotatoria, Philodinida, Philodinidae.
AUGGUUAAUGUGGCUGGUAAAAAUUUGGCAGGUCAAUUAUUUGCUGAGAUGACUUCAGGAGCGGGUUUUGACGAUAAUCUUUCUGAUGGGCUUCUCGGCUUAGCCUAUCCAGCUAGCGGCGGCAAUGGUGAAACCCCAUUAUUUUUUAAUAUGUAUAAACAAGGCCUUAUACCACAACCAAUAUUUUCAUUUUAUUUACAUCCACUUGCACAACCUGGUAAAUUAAAAUUUGGUGGUGCCGACACAACGGAAUACAUAGCUCCAAUAACCUAUACACCGGUAAUCGAAAAAUACUAUUGGAAAUUUUCCGUGAACAGUGUUAAUGUUUUAAAUACAAAUAUAUGUUCAUCUGGAUGUUAUGCCAUAGCUGAUACGGGUAACACAUACAUAGGUGAUCCAUCGUCAUACAUCAGCAAAUUGAAUAAAUUAAUAGGUGGCACAUAUAAUGAUAGUAUUGGUUCGUAA